Impatiens glandulifera is the source of this 1859-nucleotide messenger RNA. Its product is annotated as protein HESO1-like. The record is from RefSeq and is a predicted model, not a curated record. Gene Ontology annotation, molecular function: nucleotidyltransferase activity. Bases 278 to 1645 code for a protein of 455 amino acids. The transcript is spliced from 10 exons. Gene Ontology annotation, biological process: RNA 3'-end processing. Lineage: Eukaryota; Viridiplantae; Streptophyta; Magnoliopsida; Ericales; Balsaminaceae.
AUGUUCACUCCUCCCCUGAUUGCUUAUACAUUACAAACCCUAAACCCUAAAAUAUAACAAGUGUAACAGUCACUAUUCUUCAUUCAAGAUCGAUUCGUCAGAUUUUGAUUUUAAAAUGUCUAGUUAUUUUUUGUGGAAGAAGAUGAUUGAGGGCGGUAACUGAUUUAACCGGUGAUCAGCUGAUACAUUUUAUACGUGGGAGUUUGAAAUUUCCUUAAGUUUUUUCCAUACCAAUAAAGUGCUUUGGCUGUUGAUUUGAUUCAUGUGGUUAUAGGCCAUGGUAAUCAAGGACAAAGACUUGCGCAAAAAGGCUAAACUGCUUGAGAAGAAGAGAUUGCAGAAAUACAAAAUCAGUGCUGAACAGUUACUUGUACUUGAGGAACUACUAGGAUAUAUUUAUGUUAAUGGUCAGCCAAAGGCAAGUGAUUAUUACAAUAGAAAAGAUCUGGUGCGGAUUUUCAAUGAGAUAUCAAAGGAAAUUUAUGGGAAGCUGGGUGAGAUACCGGUUGUUGUCGGUUUUGGCUCAUUCUUAAUGGACAUCUUCACUGCUAAAAGUGAUCUUGAUUUAUCUGUCAAUUUCAGUGACGGCACUUCUGAUUUUCCUUUGGAGAGCAGGAUUCAAGUUCUUCGAAAGUUUGCAAAGAAGUUUUAUGCACUUCAAAGGAAAGGUCAUGUUACUGGGGUGCAGCCAAUCUUGAGUGCCAAGGUACCUAUUUUAAAAGUUGCUGACUAUGGAACUGGCAUUGAAUGCGAUAUAUCAGUCGAGAACAGAGAUGGAGUUCUUAAAUCUCAGAUUGUUCGCAUGGUUUCUUCCAUCGAUGAAAGAUUCCAGAGGCUAAGUUUCUUGAUGAAAACUUGGGCAAAGGCACAUGAUAUAAACAGCUCAAAAGAUCGUACUCUGAACUCCUUAUCCAUAAUAUCAUUGGUUGCAUUUCAUUUGCAGACUUGCAAGCCUCCUAUAUUGCCUCCUUUUUCGGUGGUGUUUAAAGAUGGAGCUAAUCCAGUGGAUGUGGAGAAAAUAGUCAAAAGCUUACAUGGCUAUGGGAAGGAGAAUAAAGAAUCCCUUGGUGAGCUUUUUGUAAAUCUAUUAGUGAAGCUAGCAUCAGUGGAGAAUCUGUGGCGCAAAGGUUUAUGUGCGAGCUCAUACCAAGGAUACUGGAUACGCAAAACAUGGGAUUCCAAAAUUAGCCAUAUGAGUGUAGAGGAUUUCACCGAUCGAUCUGAAAACGUAUCUAGGGCAGUGGGAGAACCUCAGCUAAAGAAGAUAUACAAAUGCAUCCACCUCUCUCUUGAGCACAUUUCAUCUUACACUGUUGGUAAGAUUGACAAGACAAAGCUGAAGGAAUUAUUGUUUGUUUUGUCGAAACCUGAUGUAGCUUCAAACAAACCUAUGUCAAAAUACAAUAAGAAAAGGAAAGCGGAAGCAGGUCGUCUCAACGAUAUGAAAAGAGCAAAGUUGGUUUGUCGAGGAGGAGGAGGUGAAGGAUGGGAAUCGUCGACAACAGAAACGAAAAAAGGAGGCUGGGAUGCGGUUGGUCCGAACAACGAAUGUAAUAUGAAAGUAGUGGUGCUGGGAAACGGUUGGGGCUCUUGGGGUGGUAUUUCUUCAAAGGGUUGGGGCUCUUGGGGUAUGACCAAAUGCUGAUUAGCCAAUAUUAGUAACAACCCUUGUGAGAUCCAAGGGCCUUUUUUGUGAUUAUUAUUAUAUAUAUACUUAAGUGCUGAAUCCUUUAUUAGUAAACUAUGAAUUGUUGCAAAACGAAAGUUUAAUAUAAAAGAAAAAAACCAGCAAAUAGUUUGAGGAUAAGUUUGUAAUUUAUUUAUUGUAAUUUAAAAAACGGUAGUUUGUUCAUAUUUAA